AUAUACUUUACCCUCUAUCCUCUUCCUUUAUAUCUUUUCUUGCUUCAUCCUUCUCUCUUUCUCUUUCCUUAGCAAUUUUCUCCAUAUUUUGACUAAUUAUAUAGUCAUAAUUUUCAAGAAAUCUUGAAGAUUUAUGGGACAUGAUAUGUUGGCACCCUUUACUGCGGGAUGGCAGAGUGAUAUGGAACCUUUAGUUAUAGAAAAGUCGGAGGGCUCUUAUGUCUAUGACAUAAAUGGGAAGAAGUAUCUUGACACUUUAUCUGGUUUAUGGUGCACAACAUUAGGGGGAAGUGAGACUCGACUUGUUGAAGCUGCAAAUAAACAACUCAAUACAUUGCCAUUUUAUCAUUCAUUUUGGAAUCGAACCACAAAACCUUCUUUGGAUCUUGCAAAGGAGCUCCUAAAUAUGUUUACUGCAAAUAAAAUGGCCAAAGUUUUUUUCACUAAUAGCGGAUCAGAAGCCAAUGACACUCAGGUGAAGCUGGUGUGGUAUUACAAUAAUGCCCUUGGGAGGCCACAGAAAAAGAAAAUUAUUGCUCGAGCAAAAGCAUAUCAUGGUUCCACUUACAUUUCUGCUGGUCUCUCUGGGCUUCCUCCAAUGCAUCAAAAAUUUGAUUUGCCACCUCCAUUUGUUCUGCACACUGAGUGCCCUCAUUAUUGGGCCUAUCACUUGCCAGGUGAAACCGAAGAGGAAUUCUCUACUAGGUUGGCAAAUAAUUUGGAAAGUCUUAUACUCAACGAGGGGCCUGAAACAGUAGCUGCUUUCAUUGCCGAACCAGUCCUAGGAGCAGCAGGUGUAAUACUUCCUCCCGCAACAUAUUUUGAUAAGGUUCAAGCUAUUUUAAGGAAACAUGACAUUCUUUUUAUCGCGGAUGAGGUGGUAUGUGGAUUUGGAAGACUUGGGACAAUGUUUGGCAGUGAUAAAUACAACAUUAAACCUGAUCUUGUCUCUGUAGCAAAGGCACUUUCUUCUGGAUAUAUGCCAAUUGCCGCUGUCCUUGUAAGCCAGAAAAUUUCUAGUGUCAUCCUUUCUGAAAGCAAUAAAAUUGGUGCCUUUUGCCAUGGAUUUACUUAUUCCGGACACCCUGUUGCGUGCGCAGUUGCAUUGGAAGCAUUGAAGAUCUAUAAGGAAAGAAAUAUUACUGAGGUGGUGAACAAAAUAUCACAAAAGUUUCAAGAAGGUUUGAAAGCAUUCGCCGACAGUCCCAUAAUUGGGGAGAUAAGGGGAACUGGUUUGGCACUUUCUACAGAGUUUGUGAACAAUAAAUCUCCUAAUGAUCCCUUUCCAUAUGAAUGGGCUGUCGGUACAUAUUUUGGAGCACAAUGUGCUAAGUACGGGAUGUUGGUAAGUUCCACUGGUGAUCAUGUAAAUAUGGCUCCACCAUUUACCUUGAGUCUUGAAGAACUUGAUGAGUUGAUACGCAUAUAUGGGAAAGCAUUGAAGGAUACUGAAAAGAGAGUUGAAGAACUCAAGUCUCAGAAGAAGUAAAAGCUCACGGCGAAAGCUUGUUUAUCCUAAAAAAGAAGAGAGAAAAAAUGAUCAGAUUUCCUCUUUGUGCUAUUCUACUAGUAAUAAAUAAUGUUCUCCUUGCAACUUUGCACUAGAGAUUUUCUAUUGAAAGAGCUUUUGUUAUCCACAA
Capsicum annuum is the source of this 1640-nucleotide messenger RNA. Its product is annotated as gamma aminobutyrate transaminase 2. Gene Ontology annotation, molecular function: S-adenosyl-L-methionine:8-amino-7-oxononanoate transaminase activity; pyridoxal phosphate binding. NCBI's taxonomy places the organism in Eukaryota, Viridiplantae, Streptophyta, Magnoliopsida, Solanales, Solanaceae. Gene Ontology annotation, biological process: biotin biosynthetic process. The transcript is spliced from 17 exons. Bases 134 to 1489 code for a protein of 451 amino acids. The record is from RefSeq and is a predicted model, not a curated record.